CUACAGACUCCAGAAUCCAGACUAAGUGGUUCAUAUUUUAUUUCUAUUUGACCCUUUUCAUCAGAAACAAGGGGGGAAAGCAAGAAUGCCACCACAACCCCUCCAACCAUCGACGACAGCGACAACAACAACAACAACAACAACAGCAACAAAUGAAUCAGGCUUGAACGUCAUCGCCCUAAUCUCCGGAGGAAAAGACUCCCUGUACUCCCUCCUCCACUGCAUCCGGAAUGGACACCGGGUCGUAGCAUUGGCGAAUUUGUACCCUGAUGAUGGCAAGAACAGCAACAGCAGCAACGAAAGCAAAGGCAAAAACGAACAUGAAGAUGAAGAUAAAAAUGAAAUAGAAGACAUAGACAGCUUCAUGUACCAAACUAUCGGUCACAAUGUGAUCCCCCUCUACAAGUCCGCUCUGGGGAUCCCAUUAUACCGUGCCUCGAUUCGGGGAGAGGCGGUUGAUAUGGGUCUUGUUUAUGGGGAUGACAACACUACAUCUGGAUCUACAUCAGAAUCCGGACCCAAGUCUACUGCUACAUCUGAACCUGGAUAUGAAUGUGAAGCGCAAGACGAAACAGAAUCCCUAAUCCCCCUCCUAACACACAUCAAAAAGCUACACCCAACAGCAAACGCCAUCUCGGCCGGCGCAAUCCUCUCCACGUACCAACGGACGCGGAUAGAGAACGUCGCCGCGCGCAUGAAUCUCAUCCCGCUGUCCUGGUUGUGGAUGUAUCCGUUUCUCCCUCCGCCGGUGGAGAGAAAGUCACUCGCCGCUGCUACGGAUGUAUCUGUGGACGAAGCGGGGUUACUGGAUGAUAUGGCUUCUGUUGGGUGCGAGGCGAGGAUUAUCAAGGUUGCCUCGGGGGGGUUGGAUGGGGGUUUUCUGUGGGAGGAUGUGUCUUCUUCUUCUUCUGGGGUGAGGAGAAGGUUGGUUAAGGCCAUGAGCAGGUUUGUUGGGUACGGCGACAGCGGUCAGAAUAAUCCUGGUGGUGGGGUGAGGGGUGCUGUGUUAGGUGAAGGGGGUGAGUAUGAGACUCUUGCGCUUGAUGGGCCAGGGUUCCUGUGGAAGGGGAGGAUUGAGAUUCCUGAGGGAGGGAGAGAGGAAGGUGUUGGUGAGGGAGGAGUUGGGUAUUUGAGGUUGAAGGGGGCGAGGUGUGUUGAGAAGACGCCGGGGGAGCGUGAGGAUGGGAAGGGGCCAGAGAUGGUGAGGCGGCCUGGGUUGUUGGAUGGGUGGUUUGAGGAUGUUCUGGGAGGUGUGCAUGUCGAGGAUUACAGGGAUAUUUCUGUUUCUGAAUCAGCUACGGAGAGAGGUGCUACUACAUCUGGAUCGAAGAUCGAGUCUACUCAACUGCAUGGUGCUGGGAUAUGGACAAUAUCGAAUCUCACGGCGCCAGAGGCUGGUCCUGGAACUGAUGAGCAGAUGCAGGCGAUUAUACACAAGGUUAAACGGAUUCUACAAGAGGAAUGUCCUGCUGGAUCUCGAUCGACGGAGGAUAUUGUCUUUGCUACGCUACUGCUUGGCUCGAUGACCGAUUUUGCCCUAGUGAACAGUAUGUACGUGUCGCUAUUCAAGAAACCGAACCCCCCCGCAAGAGCCGCCGUUGGGUGCGGCUCCAGCUUACCCCAGGGCGUGUCCGUUAUGAUUUCGUUCGUCAUCGACCUGGGGCCCCGGAGCCUGCGAGAUGGCCUGCAUGUGCAAUCACGAUCAUACUGGGCCCCGGCCAACAUUGGGCCGUAUUCACAGGCCAUCUCGAUACCGUUUCCAAGAAACAGUAACACCAGACUGGUGUAUAUCGCCGGUCAGAUCCCUCUGGAGCCAGCGUCGAUGGAACUCAUCACCACCGAAUCGGAUCAGCAGUCGUGGUUCGACGGGUACUCAUUACGCGCUGUCCUGGCCCUGCAGCAUUUAUGGAGAGUCGGCACGGCCAUGCAGGUGGAUUGGUGGGCGGGUGCAAUCGCAUACCUGACCGGAGACGAAAACAUGGACACCAAAGCCUUAGUCGCGUGGCAUGUCUGGGAAAAAAUGCACGGGCAGGAAGCGUCCGAUGGCGACAAUGAAGACGAUGAUGAACCGGUAUUGGAUGCAUGGGACAUCAAAUACGGCCGUCGGGCGGAAGAGGCGAUACCAUCGACCAGAAGCAAGCGGCCGAGUCCCCCGAACUUCGACCUCGUGCGUUCCAGCGAUGGGACGUCAGCAGGAACAGGAACAGGCACUCCCCCGUUCCUGGCCGUCCAGGUCGAUCAACUUCCGCGCGCAAGUGACGUCGAAUGGCAAGGUCUGGGGGUCCGAUGCAGCCGGGUGGAAAUAAAGACCGACUCGGACAACAGUCAUACGAUGCACGUUCAAGUGGACGAGGAAAACGGGAACGGCAACAGAGCCGAACGCAUGAUCUUCUCCGGCAUUGAAAUUGACAUGAAACAAGCCGGUCCCAAAUUUGAGGACAGCCUCCACAAGGUCCUUGCGGAAUGUACCAAGACGGCGCAUGUCAUUUCCCAUGCCGUUCUCUACACCACGCAGACGGUGUCAUCCGAGACAUGGCCGGGUCCGAUCAUUCCAUGCCGGCGUGUCUGGGGGCCAGAGGGCCGGAAAUUAGCAGCGGGGAUAUUCUUGCAGAGGACAUAUUGACAUGUCACUAAUCGAAACUUCAUGGUUUUAUGGGCACUCGGGGAAUAGUUAAUUAAGACGCGGGAAAUUUAUUAAGCAUCAACUGACGUUGAACAUACAACAAUAAUUAGUUUAUCAAGGAAAACUAAUGAAAGAAAUAAGGAAUAAUGUCCGUCGUAAAAUAGUCCCGCCGUCCGAUCAACACGGACACCGGGGUGGAGUAGACGCAGCUCUGCUAAAAACUGUUGGGUUUUGAUCUUCCACCGAACGAACUUGAAAAGUGUCGACCUCUAGCCAUGGGAUGGAUAGACGCGCACGAUGUGGUUUGAGUAGGGGUAUGAUAUGUGGAGGGGAAUGAUGAUGAUGAUGAUGUUAGUUGUACUGAGUUGACUGUCUUCGAUACUACAGAGGCAUGACAACAUGAAUCAUGGUUUCUCCUGCGAAGAUGGCUGGAUG
This is a messenger RNA of Monascus purpureus, 3058 nucleotides long. The record is from the annotation of a GenBank genome assembly. Lineage: Eukaryota; Fungi; Ascomycota; Eurotiomycetes; Eurotiales; Aspergillaceae.